Molecule: messenger RNA, 627 nt
Organism: Baudoinia panamericana UAMH 10762
Lineage: Eukaryota; Fungi; Ascomycota; Dothideomycetes; Mycosphaerellales; Teratosphaeriaceae
Exons: 1
Biological process (GO): ubiquinone biosynthetic process
Cellular component (GO): mitochondrial inner membrane
Molecular function (GO): 3-demethoxyubiquinol 3-hydroxylase activity
Source: RefSeq, a predicted model, not a curated record
GCGACCGAACCAAAGCCCGAAAGCCUCCAUCAACCCCAACCAGCCCGGAGGAAGCCUCUCACAGCGGCACAGAAGGACUUCCUUGACCGCGCCCUCCGCGUCAAUCACGCCGGCGAGCUUGCCGCAACCCUCAUCUAUACCGCCCAGUCUCCUCCUAUCAACAAAGCUCACCCUCACCUAAGACCUCUAAUGAAGCACAUGUACGACCAGGAAGCCGGCCACUUCGCCACCUUCUCCCACCUCCUCGCUCGCCACCGCAUCCGCCCCACAGCCAUGUACCCCAUCUGGUCCGCCGCCGCCACCUUCCUCGGCUGGUCCACCGGCGUAAUGGGAAGGGAGGCGGCGAUGGCGUGUACGGAGGCGGUGGAGACGGAGAUUGGGGAGCAUUAUAACGGGCAAGUGAGGGAAUUUUUGGGAUGGGUGAAGGAGAUGGAGGAGAGAGGCGAGGAGGUCGGAGAAGAGUUGAGGACGUUGGUGGAGGAUGUGAGGAGGAUUCGGGAUGAAGAGUUGGAGCAUUUGGAUCAUGCGGUCGAGAAUGAUGCCAAGGAGGCGAAUCCGUAUGAGCUUUUGACGGGCGUGAUCAGGGUUGGAUGUAGAGGGGCGAUUUGGGUUACUGAGAGGGUGUGA